Pneumocystis jirovecii RU7 is the source of this 1710-nucleotide messenger RNA. RefSeq lists its product as uncharacterized. The record is from RefSeq and is a predicted model, not a curated record. Bases 1 to 1710 code for a protein of 569 amino acids. Gene Ontology annotation, cellular component: cytoplasm. NCBI's taxonomy places the organism in Eukaryota, Fungi, Ascomycota, Pneumocystomycetes, Pneumocystales, Pneumocystaceae. The transcript has 6 exons.
AUGAAAAGUGAUGAAAUAACAACACAUCUUUCCUUGAAAAAGGAUCCUAUUGUUCUAUACGUUAUAUGUGUUGGAUUUCAUCAUUCACGAGGACCAGAGAUCGAAUAUUGUUAUCCUGAAUUAACUGAAAUCCCUGUAGGAUGGUCGUUAUUGCCAUUUAUGGCACUUCCAGAUGGCGUUCAUUUGAAUGAAGAAGACUUUUCGUAUUUUUGUAUUAACAAUAACGGUAAUGAAAAACUAAGGACAAUAUACGGAAUAUCAUGUACAAGACAGCUACUUUCAUCUGAAUUAGUGGACAAACCAGUUGAUGUAACUCGAUCAACGAUUCAAAAAUCAAUCGUUGUGCUUAUAUCGAAACCCGUUUUUGGUCAUAUUAAAGAAAAACUCAGAGCAGUAACUCAAGCAUAUUUCUCACAGCGUAAUUUUGAAGAUAGAAGCAUUCUUAUGCAUUUUUAUAAUAGUUUUGUGCAAAUAUUUCAUGACGGAAUCAAUAAUCAUGAAUUUUAUCUUGGUAUACCCCUUCGUGAACUUUUAUAUCAAUUUCGGUGGAAAACUCUUGUAGUAUUGAAAGCUAUGCUUUUGGAACAAAAAAUACUUUUUUAUGGCACACGUUCAGAAACUCUUUGUAUAAUACAAUACUCAUUUUUGUCACUUAUUCCUGAGCUAUUAGAGAAUCUUCAAGAUGCAAGUGACCCAUUAUUGAAUACGAUUGAAGAUCGUCUGGGAAAACCCGCAUCUAUAUCUACAGAUAAUCAUAAAUCUCUACUUUUAUAUAUGGGUAUGCCAUUCCAUAUUUUCUCUAAAGGUUCUUUCUUUGGUCCUUAUACGCCUCUUCAGCAAAUAAAAAUACUUGAAAACGAAAGCACAAAAUCUUAUAUUAUUGGAAGCACUAAUAGUUUAUUUCUACAAAUGAAAAAAAAAUAUGCAGAUCUUGUUGUUAAUGUCGAUACUGGUGAAGUAGAUAUCCUUCAACCACUAUUAAAAGAUACAUUAUCAUUAAGUUUUUCGGAUAAAAAAUGGAUCAAUGAUAUUAUAAUGUUAGUAAUAAAUUCAUGGGAUGAAACAGAUACUAGUAGACCUAAAUCAAUGGGGUUUUUAGGUAGCGAUGAAAACUUACGGGCUCAGUUUGAAGAAUAUUUUUUAGCUCUUGCAGCGUCUGUAAAAUAUGAUAAUUAUUUAAACAAAAUUAGAAAUUUACCAGGUUUUAAUACAGCCUUAUUAGAUACACAUGAAAAUACAAUUCGAGGGUUUGGUCGAAGUUGGAUUGAGCAGUGGAAAUUUUCAGAAAACUACCGAUUAUGGAACGAAUACACAGAUGACAAACUUUUUGAUAUAAUCGAGCCCAAACAUCCUGUUGUUAAUCAUGGCAUUUCAUUAGAAAAUAUGCAAUAUAAAAUUGCUAAACAUGUUCAAGAAUUAAAAUUAAAUGAACGAGCUGCUGUUGCAAAAAAAACUAUAAAUAAAGGCUGGAACACUAGCAGUCAAAAGAUAUCACAAGUGAUGGGAUCUCUGUUUGAUCAUAUGGAAUCAUAUCGAACAGAACGGCGAAAACGAUAUCAGGAUGUUCAUAAUCAAUGCGCUACAGCUGUUUCAAAGAUCGAUCCUGAGUUGUCUUCACCCUUAGGCGAUAUACAAAAUAAAGCCGGCUACUAUAUGUCUGCAUUUACUGAUUGGGCUUAUAACAGAAAGGGGGCUGUCAGACAUAACUAA